Messenger RNA from Phytomonas sp. Hart1, 1293 nucleotides. NCBI's taxonomy places the organism in Eukaryota, Euglenozoa, Kinetoplastea, Trypanosomatida, Trypanosomatidae. The record is from the annotation of a GenBank genome assembly.
AUGAAGCCGGGUAGUGAUAUCCAGGUUCUAAAGAAUGCCCAUCUAUCCGUUCGGCAAACCCCCCAAGGGCUGGAAAAGAUUGUUAAAGUGGAGGUCCCGCCAUGUGGCACCGUCGAUUUUAUCGAAGGAGUGCCGUAUGAGUUUGAGAUUGAAUUUGCCUUUGAAGCGGCACCCAUCCCGAUGCACGAGCUGAGCUUUAAGCGAAAGCCCUGCUGCUACUUUGACAAGGCUUAUAAGUGUUUUAAAGAACUAGAGAACGGGCUGUUCUUUCGCCUGGUGGACAGCCAACGCCAGAUCUGGUACUUUUACAACGACACCACCGAUUACCGGAUAACAGCAACGGUGACUUUUGAGGACGAGGCGGAGGUUCGCCCGCAUAGCGGGGUGGUGAAGGUCCCCGGCCCCCCUGAGGACUACCCCAAGGGCGUCACCUACCACAUCGCGGUCGAGCCCGGCGCCACGCGGCCUUUCAUCACCGGCGACCCUCGGUCCUACCGCCUGAGCUUCCACGCGGGCCCGGCGCAGGUGGAGCGCCCCCUUUCCCCCGGGGAGAUUUUCUACGAGAAUAAAGGGCCCGACGCGGCCCUCUGCGGGCCCGAUGCCGAUGUCUUCAAGUGCUUUCCCAAGGAUGGGAACGGGUUGCUGUUCCGCCUCGUCAGCCCCGCGCGCCGGACCUGGGCCUUUUACAACGACACCAUUGGGACCGUGAUGCAGGUGGAGCUGUGGAUUUCCAACGAGGAGAACUGCACCCCGGGCCCGGAUGUCCACACCACGGUGGACCCGGCCCGGCCUGGGAUGACGAAGCUGACGCUGACGCUCCCCCCGCUCACGACGCGGCGGAUGCUGCGGGGGCUGCCCGGGAGCUUCGAGCUCUCCUUCGUCGCCGAGAACGCGGACAAGCCGAUGCCGGAGAAGACGGUCCAGUUCCGCUAUGGCGGCCCGGACCCGAAGCUGAUGCGCUACGAUCAGGUGUUUAGCGCCUGGAAGGGAAAGGACCCCGAGGAUGGGGAGCUGUAUCGCUUGGUGUCCACCAAACGGAAGCAAUGGGGGUUUUACAACGACUCGAAAAAUAUGUUCCUCAAGGUUCAGGUGAAAUUCGCCGCCGAUAAAAAGAUAACCCCGCUCGGGGAGACGCGGAUAGAGAUGGAUCGAAAUGGGGACGGCGUGUGGUUUGUCGUGGAUAUCCCCCCGCUGGUGACGAUAAAGUUCGUGGAAGGCGAAUACUCUAGUUACGAAUUAACACUUUCAGGGACAUUCAAAAAGAGUACUCGAAGAACUUUCAUUAGUCGUUAA